AUGUUUUUGUUUUUUCCUUUGAACCCAGCAGGUCCUGCGCAUGUUAGCGGACACCACGCCAGUCUACUGGUUCACUUCGCCUUUUUUUCUUCCCCCUCUGCUCUCUGUCCGCGCUUCUCCACGAUGGCCUGCCUUCGAGGGCCGCCCCACGGAGGUCGAGGGCCGUUCCUCAGAAGGCCUUUCCCCCUCGUUCUCCAGAAAACAAGAAACUCCACUCGACCCAUCUCUCCCGCGCGCGGCGACUCCUCCCCCAGAGAAAAAAUCGCUUCGUUCCUGCGCGCAGCCAUGGCGCCGGCUUCGCCCACCGACAGCUCUGCACAAUCUGCGGCGGAAUCUCGGGUGUACGUACACCUCGUCGGAGUCGCUGGGAGCAGCGGCAGCGGAGGGCAAGGGAAUCGCAAGGUGGAGAAGAAGGCCGUGACCGUGAGGCUUUCCUCGGUCGCUCCUGUUCACGGUUCCUUCUCAGUCUGUCAGGCUUUUCUGCGGCGGUUGUCUCCUCGCGUUCUGUCUGCUUCCCGUUCUUCGGCGGCCGUCUCCACGCUGUCAUCCGCAAGUCGCCGUCCUCGGUCCUGUUUGCUUUCUGUUGCCGCUCCCCUGCUUCGCGGAGAGAGCUGUUCUUCCUCCACUUCGCUUCCCUCCUUUUCUCCUUCGCCUUAUGUCCAGAUCGUCUCGGAUUCUGCCGUACCUCCUUCGAGCUCGACUCUUUUUUCCUUUUCCCUCUCCCGUUCGUUCGUUUCUUCUCCCUUCUCUUCCGCGACCCCCUCUUCUUUUUCUUCUGCCCUUCCUUCCUCCGCUCUUACCGCGCUUCUUCCGUCUCCGUUGUCUCCGUCUUCUUCUGCCCACUCCUUCACCUGGUCGUCCGCUCACUCUACUUCUCCUCAAACCGCUUCUUUUUUCUCUUUCUCCCGCCCUGACUCCGCGACUUCGUCUUUUCGCUCGCUGUAUGUACACACACGCGCGUACAGCUUCACUAGGGCAGCUCGGCAGAGAGAGGACGAGGCGCGUCGCCACGAGGCAGCGCGGAAAGCGUUCUUUGAGUCGAUGAAUCAAACGAAGAAAGAAGAACAAGAACGCGAGGCAGAGCGGCGCAGACAACGGGCAGAAGUCCAGAAGCAAGGCCCGUUUCUCCACGGACAAGACUACUACCAAAUCCUUUCUGUGAAGCGGUCGGCCUCUCAGGAGGAAAUUAAAAAGGCCUAUCUGGAAGCGGCGAAGCGUCACCACCCUGACCAGAAUCCCGAAGACCCUGCCGACGCUGCCAAGCGUUUUCAAGCAGUUCAACAGGCGUACGCGACUCUGAAAAAGCCGUGGUGCCGAACGCUCUACGACCAGGAGCUCGACGGUUCGUUUCGUUCUGCGCAGCGAACGGAGGCGGGGCGAGAGCCUGGCCCGGGCACCCGCGCGGCAGAGAAAAUUUGGAAGGAGACUUGGGAGGAAACAGCUGAGCAAAGAGAGCAGAGACGAGAACGCUAUCGACGCUAUGCAGCUGGCAUCCGCGAAGACCUGCCCUACGUCGACACCAUCAAUCCAGUCUGGAUCAUCGCGGGAACUUCAGCCGCCGUCUUCGGAUUCGCCGCGUACAUCAACGACAAGGGGAAGAAGUCCUUCGAUGCAGCCCUGAACGACGACUUCACUGACGAGGAUUUCCGGGGAGACAAGCUGGUUCGCGCCUUCUUCAAUCCUUUCUCAGCGAAGUGGGAAAGACUCCCCGACGGCUACGACCCUCCCGCGCCUCACACGUUGCACUCCUUCUACCGGAAGCAGUACCCGAAUAUCCAGUUCGAUGCGGCGUCUUUGCCGGCGAACCAGCUGACGCUUAUCAAGGUGCCUCGAUCGCAGACAGAGCCUGCCCGGCUCCUCGUGAACAGGCGCACCGGCGAGACUCUGUGGGCGCAUCAAAUUCGUCUUCAGGUGAAUAAGUCUUCGUCUGAACAGUCUAGUACCUCUGAUUCGUAGCUGGCGCGUCGCCAUUCCAUUGAUGUCCAGUGAAACGCGUAUUGGAACGUCUCUCGCUUCUGGUGAGUCGUUUCUGCGAAAGAAGUGACCAGGAUCGUUCCUCAAGCCUCACCUGGCGGUCGCGAAGUCUCUACAGA
This is a messenger RNA of Toxoplasma gondii ME49, 2093 nucleotides long. Its product is annotated as DnaJ domain-containing protein. Bases 1 to 1956 code for a protein of 651 amino acids. NCBI's taxonomy places the organism in Eukaryota, Apicomplexa, Conoidasida, Eucoccidiorida, Sarcocystidae. The record is from RefSeq and is a predicted model, not a curated record. The transcript has 9 exons.